This is a messenger RNA of Magallana angulata, 833 nucleotides long. RefSeq lists its product as uncharacterized. The record is from RefSeq and is a predicted model, not a curated record. NCBI's taxonomy places the organism in Eukaryota, Metazoa, Mollusca, Bivalvia, Ostreida, Ostreidae. The coding region runs from base 48 to 833 and encodes 261 amino acids. The transcript has 4 exons.
GCAGUUUGAAAAUAAUUUGCAUUUGAAAAUUAUUUGAAAUUGAAAGCAUGCCUAUAGCCAAAUCAUGGACAUCCUUCCUUUUAUUUGUAUACCUGUUCCAUUUCAUCUCCAUGGCUUCAGCCGCUGAUAUCGUUAUAGAUGCGUACGGAAUGUUCUUCAAUCAGAGCAUAUUCGAAACUUUGGAUAUCAUUGGUAUGAAGCAAUGUGUAAGAGAAUGUCAGAGUAGGGACGACUGUAAAGCGGUCAACUACAAAAGAGACGACCUUCAGUGUCAGCUUCUUUGGACAUCUACCUCCAACUCUUCAGAAUUGCAAAAAGAUGAUAAAUUCCAAUAUAUCACCAUGGAAUCCCAGACAACGGUCCUUAAAAAUUGUACAACAUCAUGCAAAGAUAGACUUACUGUACGCUUCUCCAGCGGACAAGAGUACUGUGUAGCAAAUACGUGCCCGGUGAACUACAGGAUGAACAAGACAUUGAAAUUCUGUUACCUGGCUGUUGAAAACAGAGAUUAUGACUUCACGACCGGAAUGGCUUACUGUAGGAACAUUGGUUCCCGACUCGCCGUCUUACCAACGAUAGACUACCACUGGUAUAUGGUUGAAGAGUAUCAGAACAAUAUGUUAGAAAAUCACAGAUACAGAGUGGGUGGAUUCUUCAAUGUUACAAUCGGAAAAUGGCAAUGGAUAGACGGGAGCUUGGUGUUUGACAGAAUCAAUAGGACCCUCACUCGGGUCAUUGACGACAGAGAAGAGUUAGCCUGGCUCGAAGGCGAUAUUCUAAAAGACUUUAGUACUGGAAAUACUGAUUGUAUGUUAUGCGAGAGAAUAAUCUAG